CUCUCCGCGCAUGCCCCGUGAGGGCCCCGCAAUGGCGGCGCCCGGGGAGCAGCUUAGGAGGCGGAAGGCUGCGGACGCUGGCCAGGAGCCUGCGACUCCGCCGGGGCCAGGGCACGACCCCGCGGGCUGCCCGGCCCGCCUGCGCGCGGGCACCUUCUGGCUGACCAGGAUCGUGCUCCUGAGGGCCCUCGCCUUCGUUUACUUUGUGGCAUUCUUGGUGGCUUUUCAUCAGAACAAGCAGCUGAUCGGGGAUAGAGGACUCCUGCCCUGCAGGGUGUACCUGAAGAGUGUGCAGCAGCACUUCCAGGGGCGGGUUGGCUGGGACGCCGUGAGCUAUGCCCCCACCAUCCUCUGGCUGCUGGACUGGUCACACAUGGACUCCAACCUGGAUGCCCUCGCACUGCUCGGGUUGGGCACCUCGUCUUUCAUCCUGGUUACCGGCUGUGCCAAUAUGGUUCUCAUGACUGCGCUCUGGGUCCUCUACAUGUCCCUGGUCAAUGUGGGACAGAUCUGGUAUUCAUUUGGAUGGGAGUCCCAGCUUCUGGAAACAGGGUUCCUGGGGAUUUUCCUGUGCCCUCUUUGGACUCUGUCUCGACUGCCCAGGAAGACCCCCACGUCCCGGAUCGUUCUGUGGGGCUUUCGGUGGCUGAUUUUCAGAAUCAUGCUUGGAGCAGGCCUGAUCAAGAUCCGGGGGGACCGGUGCUGGCGAGACCUCACCUGCAUGGACUUCCACUACGAGACGCAGCCGGUGCCCAACCCCAUGGCCUACUUCCUGCACCGCUCCCCAUGGUGGGUCCACCGCUUCGAGACCCUCAGCAACCACUUCCUGGAGCUCGUGGUGCCCUUCUUCCUCUUCCUCGGACGGCGGAUGUGCAUCCUCCACGGCGCCUUACAGAUCCUCUUCCAGGUGGUCCUCAUCGUCAGUGGGAACCUGAGCUUCCUGAACUGGCUGACCAUCGUGCCCAGCAUCGCCUGCUUCGAUGACGCCACCCUGGGGUUCUUAUUUCCCUCCGGGCCUGGCAGCCUCAAGGACCGAGUCCUCAAGAUGCAGAAGGAGGAAGCCCGGGAGGCCGGGCCCACGCCGACGUACGGCUGCAUGGUGCGGCAGGCGGCCAACCUGGCACUGGGUGUCCUGGUCGCCUGGCUCAGCAUCCCCGUGGUCCUCAACUUGCUGAGCCCCAAGCAGGUCAUGAACAGCUCCUUCAACCCCCUCAGGAUCGUCAACACAUACGGAGCCUUCGGAAGCAUCACCAGGGAGCGAACAGAGGUCAUCCUGCAGGGCACGGCCAGCCCCAACGCCAGCGCUCCGGACGCUGUGUGGGAGGACUACGAGUUCAAGUGCAAGCCGGGUGACCUGAGGAGGCGGCCAUGCCUCAUCUCCCCCUACCACCACCGCCUCGACUGGCUCAUGUGGUUCGCAGCCUUCCAGACCUACGAGCAGCACGAGUGGGUCAUCCACCUGGCGGGCAGGCUCCUGGCCAACGACGCCGAGGUCCUGUCCCUGCUGGCCUUUAACCCCUUUGCGGACAAGGCCCCCCCCAGGUGGGUCAGGGGCGAGCACUACAGGUACAAGUUCAGCCGCCCCGGGGGCCUGCACGCCGCAGAUGGCAAGUGGUGGAUCCGGAAGAGGAUCGGCCCCUACUUCCCUCCACUCAGCCUCCGGAACCUGAAGGGCUACUUUAGGUCACGGGAGUGGCCGUACCCAGCACCGGACUAGAGGGACCCAGGGCCUGUCCACCAAGAAAUAAAGUGGGAAGACAUUAGCACCCCUG
Myotis myotis is the source of this 1772-nucleotide messenger RNA. RefSeq names its product lipase maturation factor 1 (gene LMF1). The record is from RefSeq and is a predicted model, not a curated record. Gene Ontology annotation, cellular component: endoplasmic reticulum membrane. Gene Ontology annotation, biological process: protein maturation. The transcript has 11 exons. The coding region runs from base 11 to 1717 and encodes 568 amino acids. NCBI's taxonomy places the organism in Eukaryota, Metazoa, Chordata, Mammalia, Chiroptera, Vespertilionidae.